Acinonyx jubatus (cheetah) is the source of this 500-nucleotide messenger RNA. Its product is annotated as tubulin beta chain-like. Gene Ontology annotation, biological process: mitotic cell cycle; microtubule cytoskeleton organization. Bases 42 to 326 code for a protein of 94 amino acids. Gene Ontology annotation, cellular component: microtubule; cytoplasm. The record is from RefSeq and is a predicted model, not a curated record. Gene Ontology annotation, molecular function: structural constituent of cytoskeleton; GTP binding; GTPase activity. The transcript has a single exon. NCBI's taxonomy places the organism in Eukaryota, Metazoa, Chordata, Mammalia, Carnivora, Felidae.
UUUGUUUAACUCGAUUACUAUUUGUUUUAUUUAAGGUUGACAUGCUUAACUUCCAAAACAAGAACAGCAGCUAUUUUGUCAAGUGGAUCCCCAACAACACGAAAACAGUUCUCUGUGACAUCCUACCCGAGGGGCUAAAUAUGUCCACCACCUUCACCUGCAACAGCAAGACCAAUGAGGAACUGUUCAAGCACAUCUUGGAGCAGCUCCUGGCCAUGUUCAGGUGCAAGGUCAUUUUACACCAGUACACAAGGAAGGGCAUGGAUGAGAUGGAGUUCACCGAGGCCAAAAGCAACACGAAUGACCUUGUGUCCAAGUACCAGUAGUUCCAGGACACCACAGCUGAAGAGGACAGUAAGUUUGAGGAGAAGGAUGAGGAGGUGGUCUACAACUGUCUGGUACCUGGUACGGCAUGGAAGCCUUGUGAACUUCAUCACUCACAACCUCUUCCCCAACAACUAUGUCUCACUGUGUCUAUACUUGCUCCUGUCUUGACAUCA